Molecule: messenger RNA, 6297 nt
Organism: Penicillium brasilianum
Lineage: Eukaryota; Fungi; Ascomycota; Eurotiomycetes; Eurotiales; Aspergillaceae
Source: the annotation of a GenBank genome assembly
AUGGCCACCACCCGUUCGCUCGGCUUGCACGAGCCUUCCGCCGUCUCAUACCUCGUUACGGAAGGAUUCCUACCAUCAGACCCCUCGGAAGAUCAAUACAAAUGGACAACGUGUGUGGACGAGAAUGGUACGACCGGACCGGUGGAUGACGAGCUGGUUUGGACAAAGCAUUGUGUGGUAUGGUCUCGUGCGGGUGUGGUCAAACGAGUAUUUCGAUUGGACCCAGAGAAGGAGGAUAUUCGACAUGCGCUAUUCACUCAAUUUGCCGUAGGGCAUGUCAAGCGUUCUGUACAUGGAGGGACCGCCGCCACGGCUUCGAAUCGGUAUCACACGACUGGCACCGCAACAACUGUGCGGACAGGAGGACAAAAAAAGCGAAAUGGAGGCAACUUGACACUGCCAAGCUCGGGAUCAACAUUGAAUUUGCAUGGCGAUGCUCGAGUUGCAAUAGUAGCUCCGCAGCUACCCAGCGAGAAGCUGUCUCGAGCUCUAGUUGUGGUCCUCAAAUCCCAAGCACACAUCUUCUUCGUCACAGGAAACAGCCACACCAUUCCCCUGCCAUUUGAAGUCGAAUCCGUGUUUGCCACUCCUCGCGGACUUCUCUUUCAAAGAAAAAUACCCAGCGAGGUCCCAAGACCUCAGAAUCUAAAUGCGCCUCCCAAUUCUUUCAUGACCGCUGCCUCGUUAUUUGAUCCAGGUGCAUCGCAGUCUUCUGGAAUACCUCGGCCACUUCCUAACAAAGGAAAAAGACUAUCAUUGAAGCUGCCCUCGCUCCAUAGUUCUACAUGGGGUCCAGAUUCCAAUGCCAAUUCCGACCUCCCUCGAGUGUUUUCACUCGUGGACCCUCAUUCGGAAAUGGGCUUGGUAGUAACAUCUCCAGCGUCGCGGGGCUUUCAGAGCAGUAUCAGCAGUGCCACGAGGCGUCGACCAUCGGGUCUGGAUGUUCUAGAUCCUGCCGAUGAGAUUGUAUACAUUUCCCCAAAAGACGAGCUGUCAAGCCCCGGGCAACGAGAGACAAAUGGCCCAUUGAUUCUAGUUCUUACGAUGAACACCAACACUGGACUAUACACAGUCUGGACUGCAAGAUACAGGGAGGAUGAUACUGAUGGGUCGACUCAAGACAAGUCUCGCCGGCACACUGAAGGCACUCGUUCCAAAAGGCGAAGCUCGCAUUUCGGAAUGAACACUGGUGCAACCACACCAGCUGCUCGUCCACCUGCAGGUCGCGAAAGCUUCGGGCCGUGGACUGAAAACUGGGCCUCUUCUCAGCAACCUGAAAGCAAAGCUGACGCUGAGGAUGACUUGGUCUCAAGGGUUGCCCAGGAUUUUGGAGACGUCGGUGUGCCUCUCAAAACAUCUCGGCGAGUUAGCUCUCUGCUCGCCCGGACGGAUCUCGCCACCAGUCAAGAUCGUAUUAUCUUCUCCGACCUUGCCACGGGUAGCCAAUCCAAUGCCGCGCCUCAUCAUGGCGGACUUCGACAGUCUAUCGGAGCUGCAAGUGCCCGAGGGAGCUUUGGUUUUAACCCCCGUGCCUCUCUCCCUCCCGCAACAGGCUCUGUCUACAGCACUGCGGGAAGUUUCACGGAUGCUCCGGUGGAUAGGCUACUGGAAGAGCUCAACAGCGGUGGUCUAUCUGAAGGAUUCGACAACAUUGCUCUUCGUGAAUCAGCUUCGGGCUUGCCAGAAGAGCUUUUACUCUCCAAAGUAGAAAGUUUCUCUGCUAUGUUUUCUGGCAGUUUCCGCGGAUCUAUCCAGCACGUAUCCUCUCGCCAUCUGAGAGUCUGCACGCUAGCUUCUUCAGAGUAUACCAGUGCUCAGAAUGGAAAUGUCAGAUCUGUGGCAGUCUGUAUUGUGGAUCAAGACUCACGAAACAUGACGAUUAUGAACCUGAGAGCAGAGCGAGUGGCUACUUCCAAAAGCCGAAAGGUGGCCAAAAAGACCAAAACAGCAGAAAGACGUCCGUUGCUGGUUCAUGCAACUGGUGUCCAACACAUUCCCAACGUUUGGGAUGCAUGCAGUGUCACUGAUGGUGACAUUUCGCGGAUUCUGACGUUGACUGUCCUUGAAAAUGGCCAGCAAGAAUUGUCUCUGCAGACUCUUUGGGGUAGCCCGGCCAAGAUCGAUAUUCCUCGUCCACUGCAGCUUUUUGAGCCCCACGGAGUCUCCGCCAACAAGCUUGUGAACCGCCCGAGAGAAAGCGGCGUCAAUCGAGUGAUGGCAGAUCCCGAUCUCGUUUUCAACGCAUUUGACCAUAGUUGCUCGCGAGGAAAGGUCGACUUGAUUGAUACGAAAAAGCAGCGCCAUAGACUGCAAAUUCGCAUGGAACCUCGCAAUGAACUUGUCAAGAAAUGCCUCAAGAUCUGCAUGUUUGUUCUUCGUGAUGCCGAGAAAGCCGGAGAUGGGAUGCUGGUGGCCUGGUGGGAGGUUAUUAAGUGGCUUCAAGGGAGGGAGGAUGUCGAACACGAUAUUGAGUGGACUGCUAUGGUCAUUAUCCUUUUCUCUCUGGCUGUGCCCUUCAUUAAACAACCUCCACCUCAGACUCCAGCUAGACGAACGCGCCGAAAGAGGGGUCUUCUGCGGUCGAGCAGCGGCAGCUAUAUUGACUCGGAAAGCUGGGAAGCCAUGCUUGACCUGGAGUCAGGGGCAUCCGGAGUUGUCGCGCCGUGGAUGAAUAGCAGUGCUUGGGGCUGGAUUGUUGAACAAGAUGCAAUCGCAGACCUGACAUUGCGGGAAGCAUCCCGUGCGCCAAAGAAUGAACAGCCAAAUGCAAGCCGAUCAACUUAUCGCCACAAUUCUUAUCUGCUUCGAUGUCUCUCUCUAAGUCGCGAGUUCCUACAGAGCCCCAUGGGAUCAAGAGCGACGGGUCGUGACGGGUAUCUGCCCAUUUCCGGAGCAUUUACCGAGAACACUAGAUGCACAGCAUUAGGUACAAUCCUCGUCGGCCUCCAUCUCCUACGAGAAGAGCAGAAACUUUCCACAUCCGACACCGAAGAGUCUCAGCAGCCGUUGGGCCUGCUCGCCCCUAUCCUUGCACAGCUGGGUGGUUGGUUAGGCUGGGAGUCCUGGAAAUGGAGUGAGGACUCCUACUUUGGGACCGAGAUGGCCAGUAUGGAACGCUGGCAGUUUGAAGAUACCCGUAUCACUCAGCUCAAUGUCCCUGCUGAACCAUUUCCACCUCCAUCUAUCUUUGCUUACCUCCUGGAAGCUACGCGCCAAUCCCCAUCGCCAUUCCUCACCCUCCUGGAUAUUGUCAACGCUUCGGACCGGGCCCCUAGGAAGGGCCGAAUGUGGAAAGAGUGUUUCAGCAUCACGCCCAGAUCGCUUGCAUUGACCGGCUUCUUAACUGACGUUCGCCGUGUAUCGAUACCUUUGGAAAAGAUUCAACUCCUUCAUCGCUGGGGAUUAACCAAAAGUAUUAUCGACACGUUCCCUGAAGGAGUCAGCGCCCCGUUGUACGAGGCCGUGAUGCAAUGCCAAAAUGAGGCAUCGACCUCGUGGGAUGCCACACUUCUAGAGCUCAUUGACCGAGAAGAUCUGUACAUGUCAAUGAACCCAGUGCAGGCGAAAUCAUUUGCCCCACCCCAACAACCAGUAGUCUCGCAUGACGCUCUACGUGACUUUCACCACAUCAGCAUUUCCGCAUUGGAAGCUGAUGCCACCAACGCCUUCGAGGCCUCCGCCGAGGCUGAUCGCCACUCUGUAACUAAACUUGUCUUCCGCGAGGACAAGCGUUACAUAGAGGCAACCCGACUCUUGAAUCAGUCAAAAGCACCCGUGGCAGACUGUGUCCCCGAGCCAGAGUGGACAGAUUCCGACCUCCUUGAAGCUCAAAAGGAAAUUGUGCAGCUUGUAUCGUUCCGCACACUGUCCACGCCUGCAGGUCGUGGUAUGCUCAUGUUCAGUGGCCGCCUGCCGUUACUGACAGAAAAGCUCCCCAUCCCGUCCUUCUCUUUGCAGUGCGUGAUGAAGCCAUCCAAUGUCACCGUGAGUGCUGAAAGAAGCGCGUUCACCGAGGAGAAGGUGUGCUGGGCCUUUUUCCACAACGGCGUUUCUACCGGGUUGGCUAUCUCCAAGGCAUCCAAAGGAAUUGACACUUCGUGGAUCCUGUUCAACAAGCCCGAGGAGCUUACCAAUCGACAUGCUGGUUUCUUGCUCGCCCUCGGUCUGAAUGGUCACCUCAAGAAUUUGGCCAAAUGGGUCGCUUUCAAGUAUUUGACUCCCAAGCAUACCAUGACCUCUAUUGGUCUUCUGCUGGGUCUUUCUGCCUCCUACUUGGGUACUAUGGACACCUUGAUCACUCGGCUUCUUUCUGUUCAUGUCUCGAGGAUGCUACCGAUGGGUGCCGCUGAGCUGAACUUGUCAUCUAUGACUCAAACUGCCGGUAUCAUGGGAAUUGGUUUGCUCUACUGCGGUUCCCAACACCGGCGCAUGAGUGAGGUCAUGCUGUCAGAGAUUGAGUGCACCGAACAGGAUGAGCAGUCCGGAUCUCAGGAAGACUUGCGAGAUGAAGGAUACCGCCUGGCUGCAGGAUUUGCCCUGGGUAUUAUCAAUCUCGCCAAGGGCAAGGAUCUGCGUGGCAUGCGGGACAUGCACAUUGUUGAACGCUUGCUGUCAAUCGCCGUGGGCACUAAACACGUCGAUCUCGCCCAUGUGCUGGAUCGGGCCACUGCUGGUGCGACAAUUGCGCUGGCUAUCAUAUUCAUGAAGACCAACGAUCAGGUCCUGGCUCAAAAGAUCGAUAUCCCCGAUACUACCGUGCGCUUUGACUAUGUCCGCCCAGAUCUCUUCCUUCUGCGGACCCUGGCCCGCCACCUCAUCAUGUGGGAUAGCAUCAAGCCGGAGAUCAAGUGGAUCAAUGCCAGUCUACCAAAAGUAUACCAACGACGGGCCCGUCUCGGAGGCGUGACCCAAUUGCGGAGUGAGGACAUGCCUUUCUUCAACAUCAUCGCCGGUCUCUGCUUUGCUUUGGGUCUUCGAUUUGCCGGCUCGGGUAACGCUCAAGCCCGCGAUCUUCUGCUCUUCUACCUGGACCAGUUCAUUCGCAUCUCCCGUCUUCCGGUGCUCAACUAUGAUGCCAGGCUUGCACGUAACUCAGUUAGGAACUGUCAAGAUAUCGUGUCUUUGUCUGCAGCAGCCGUCAUGGCUGGCACCGGUGAUCUGGCUUUGUUCCGGCGACUGCGUGCUCUUCAUGGAAGAGUCGAUGCCGAUACACCCUACGGUAGCCACAUGGCCGCGCAUAUGGCCAUCGGCAUGCUCUUCCUUGGUGGCGGCAGCUAUACCCUGGGCACCUCCGACUUGGGUGUGGCGGCACUUCUGUGCGCCUUCUAUCCCAUCUUCCCUACCACCGUGCUCGACAACAAAUGCCAUCUCCAAGCCUUCCGUCAUCUCUGGGUGCUUGCAGCAGAGCCACGUUGCCUCGUGCCUCGAGACCUCGACACCCGCCGACCCAUCUCUAUCCCUAUCACCAUUACUUCGGACCGCGGGUCUUCACGUACCCUCACUGCGCCCUGCCUUCUCCCUGAUCCAAGUGAAAUAACCCGUAUUGAGGUCCGUGGCCCCGAUCAUUGGCCUCUCGUGCUGGACUUUAGCCAAGACGAUACCCUUCGCAAUAAGUUCCGCCGGGGCAAUCCAUCCGUCUACCUGCGCCGCAAGGCUACCUACAGUCCCUCGGGUGCCUCCACUUCUAUCUUCGCCUCAACCCUCACCGGUCUCAGUGAAGCCCAGGAUAUCCUCCCGUCAUCUGCAGCCGUAGGCGCAAACCCAGCCAAGGGCCUCCCGCCUUCGACAUGGACAAGUCACACUGCGCUACUCUCUGGCUCGCUGGACGCCGCCGCAACACCCUCCCAGUCUCCUUGGGACUGGAUAUUCGCCCUCCCGUCUCUCCAAGGACUUGAUAUCCGCGAACGCUCACUCGUACUACCCUCAUCUUUCCCCACUCCCUCAACCCGCAUCAGCACGCAGCUCAUCACUGCGCCGCCAUGGCUCCGUACCUCUGCCGUCGACACCCGACUUGCUCUUGCCCAUACCGUCCGUAACAUCAUCCAAGCUGCUCGCGGCCGCGGCGCAGACCCGGACGAAGUACGCGACCGCGUCUGGCAACUUCGUCUUCUGUUUGAUUGGCUAGAUCGUGUACAGGCUGGUGAUGAACGAGAAACAUUGGCUGCCGGGCAGCAGCCGCAGAGCCAGAACCAGACGUCUGGAUUGUGGUUGAGGAGGGAUUUCGUGGAGGAGGCCAAGUGGCAGAUUUGGGGGGUGCAGAGUGAGGAUACCGGUGAGACGGUGAUUGGUGUUCCCUGA